GUCUUAAAUCCGUUUUUUUCUGGCAGUACUUGAAUGCAGCGCAUGAGCUAAACGGCAGUGGAGGAAGUCUGUCGCAGCAGCGUGGAUAUGUCGGACCCGGCGGCACAGGCCUUACAACCCCGGCUUCUCCAAGCCCAGUCGACUGGGUCAGGGGGGUCUGGUUCUGCUGCGACAGGCCCCGGGCCAGGGAAUAGCGACCCGGCCAGACCAGGACUUAGUCAGCAACAACGUGCAAGCCAAAAGAAAGCUCAAGUCCGAGCUUUCCCACGGGCGAAAAAGCUUGAGAAACUUGGCGUUUUCUCCGCAUGCAAGGCUAAUGACACAUGUAAGUGCAAUGGAUGGAAAAACCCGAAUCCUCCAUCAGCCACACGUAUGGAUCUGCAGCAGCAAGCAGCCAGCCUGAGCGAGCCCUGCCGCAGCUGUGGACAUGCUCUGGCUGAUCAUGUGUCUCAUCUGGAAAAUGUGUCUGAGGAUGAGAUUAACAGGCUGUUGGGGAUGGUGGUUGAUGUGGAGAACCUUUUUAUGUCUGUACACAAAGAGGAGGACACAGAUACCAAACAAGUGUAUUUCUACCUUUUCAAGUUGCUGAGAAAAUGCAUCCUGCAGAUGAGCCAGCCAGUCGUAGAAGGGUCCCUCGGAAGUCCACCAUUCGAAAAGCCCAACAUUGAGCAGGGUGUUUUAAAUUUUGUUCAAUAUAAAUUUAGCCACCUUGCUCCAAAGGAGAGGCAGACCAUGUUUGAACUAUCAAAGAUGUUCCUUUUAUGUUUAAAUUACUGGAAGCUUGAGACGCCAACACAGUAUCGUCAGCGUACCCAGAAAGAUGAUGGAACUGCAUACAAAGUGGACUACACCAGGUGGUUGUGCUACUGCCACGUCCCACAGAGCAACGACAGUCUGCCACGCUAUGAGACCACACAGGUGUUUGGCCGAAACUUACUCAAGUCCAUCUUCACCGUUACACGGCGCCAGCUCCUGGAGAAGUUCAGAGUGGAGAAGGAUAAGCUGCUGCCAGAAAAACGCACACUUAUCCUCACACACUUUCCCAAGUUCUUGUCGAUGCUGGAGGAGGAAAUUUAUGGUGAGAAUUCACCUAUAUGGGAGGCAGAUUUCACCAUGCCUGCUUCUGAUGGGACACAGCUGGGACAUCAGACAGUAAUCAGCCCUGCUUCAGUGUCUGGCUCUGCUGCUCUGUCUAAGUGUCUGAUCAGCAGCUCCUCUAUAGGCACAGGGGAGAGUGGAGGUGUGGAGCCCGUCACAGGGGAAAAGCGUAAACUUCCAGAUGCAUUAACAUUGGAGGAUGCCAAGCGGAUCCGUGUGAUGGGAGAUAUUCCUAUGGAACUGGUCAAUGAAGUCAUGAUGACAAUCACUGACCCUGCCGCUAUGCUUGGACCAGAGACUAAUCUGCUGACGCCUAAUGCUGCUCGUGAUGAGACCGCCAGGCUGGAGGAGAGACGGGGCAUCAUAGAAUUCCACGUCAUUGGAAAUUCACUUUCACAGAAGUCCAACAAGAAGAUCCUGAUGUGGCUGGUUGGCCUUCAGAAUGUCUUUUCUCAUCAAUUACCUCGUAUGCCCAAAGAGUACAUCACACGACUGGUGUUUGACCCGAAGCACAAAACCCUCGCCCUUAUUAAAGAUGGCCGCGUCAUUGGAGGCAUCUGUUUUAGGAUGUUUCCCACUCAGGGCUUCACAGAGAUAGUCUUUUGUGCUGUCACAUCCAAUGAGCAAGUUAAGGGCUAUGGUACCCACCUAAUGAACCACCUAAAGGAGUACCACAUCAAACACAACAUCCUUUAUUUCCUCACUUACGCUGACGAGUACGCCAUUGGCUACUUCAAGAAGCAGGGGUUUUCCAAAGACAUCAAAGUGCCCAAGAAUCGAUACCUGGGAUACAUCAAAGACUACGAAGGAGCAACCCUGAUGGAGUGUGAGCUGAACCCAAGAAUCCCUUACACUGAGCUUUCUCAUAUCAUUAAGAGGCAGAAGGAGAUUAUUAAAAAGCUGAUCGAGAGGAAACAGAGUCAGAUCAGAAAGGUUUAUCCCGGUCUCACCUGCUUUAAAGAGGGCGUGCGACAGAUCCCAGUGGAGAGCAUCCCGGGCAUAAGAGAGACAGGCUGGAAACCCUGUAACAAGGACAAAGGGAAAGAGGUGAAGGAUCCUGAUGUGCUAUACAACAUGCUGAAGAACCUCCUGGCCCAGAUAAAGACUCAUCCUGAUGCCUGGCCCUUUAUGGAGCCAGUAAAGAAAUCUGAAGCUCCAGAUUACUACGAAAUCAUCCGCUUUCCCAUCGAUCUGAAGACAAUGACAGAAAGACUCAAGAACAGAUAUUAUGUGACCAAGAAGCUUUUUAUUGCGGACCUGCAGAGAAUCAUCACCAACUGUCGCGAGUACAACCCACCAGACAGCGAGUACUGCAAGUGUGCCAACACCUUGGAGAAGUUCUUCUACUUCAAGCUAAAAGAUGGAGGCCUGAUUGAAAAAUAAAACACCACGAUAAUGCAGAUGAUGGGGAAAAUAUUGUUAGUUUUCCUAACAGUUAAAAUACAAUAAAUUUUGCAAGAAUUACCAUGAAACAAAAAGAUCAGAGCCAGUUAAGCAUUACAUGUGUCAGAUGACAUCUGCUUACAGUUACCUUCUGACAUUUUCCGUUUUCCAGCACUCAUCAGGGGAGUAAUCUUCAUUAAAACUAAAAAGCUUAAUUGAGUGUACCAAAGUUACAGGUCCAAGGUUUAAAACUGCUUCUUUCUAUCAUUAUUUUUACAAAUUAUUGGUCCAGUUUUGUUAUUUUUGAUAAUGAUUGUUUAUUACAGCUUGUGUUCUUUAGGUUAAAAACAUGUCACAGGAGCCAGUGUAUACAGAAUUACAUUGCAGAAAACUGGACCUCGGGACCUAAAGCCAUGUUGCCUUCAGUUACUGACAGACACUUGAACAUCCCAGCCAACAGUGAAGAUAAAUGUUAUGAGCUGAGACGUACAGAUUCACUUAGUGGGAUGUUAAUUGAACAAAUGUUGCUCAAUUAUGAGGUGAAAGAAAACAGUUUUUUGGGGGGGUUGGCCAAAAAAGUGAGUUUUUUGGGGUUUUUUCUUUUGCUUUUGGGUGUGAAUUGAGCAUUUUUUUUAUUGUUGAUUUGGAAAACAAGCUAUUUUAAUCUCGUUUCUGGUGUCAUUUUUCAUAUUAUUUACUCCAAACAGAUCAUUAAUGAAAGCAAACCUACAUAAAAAGUAAUUAUUGGCUGCAGUUUAAAGCAAUGCUCGUGAAGGUCUGGGCGUCAAAUAUUUCCAGAUACUCUGUGCCAAAAAAAAAAAAAAAAAAAUCUCAACAUUUACCUUCAAAUAAAUCAUGUUUUUAUGUU
Messenger RNA from Melanotaenia boesemani (Boeseman's rainbowfish), 3349 nucleotides. RefSeq names its product K(lysine) acetyltransferase 2A (gene kat2a). The record is from RefSeq and is a predicted model, not a curated record. Gene Ontology annotation, cellular component: nucleus; histone acetyltransferase complex. Gene Ontology annotation, biological process: chromatin remodeling; positive regulation of transcription by RNA polymerase II. The transcript has 18 exons. NCBI's taxonomy places the organism in Eukaryota, Metazoa, Chordata, Actinopteri, Atheriniformes, Melanotaeniidae. Bases 88 to 2481 code for a protein of 797 amino acids. Gene Ontology annotation, molecular function: histone H3 acetyltransferase activity; protein binding.